CGUGGACGCUGAAAUGCUUUGGGCGGGCGGUUCCCAAGCCAGUCCACUUGUUGACACGGACCAGGAUAGUUCACUAGUGUUUUAAGUUCAAAGUCUCCACCAGCAACCAACAUGCCUGCCAGAAACAAGGAACAGGAGGAUGAAGUUUUGACCUGGAUCACCGCGGUCCUGGGAGAGCCUUUACCCAAGGGUGCCUACGAAGACGUUCUGAAGGAUGGCAUUGUUUUGUGCAAACUUAUCAAUAAACUUGCCCCUGGAUCAGUAAAGAAGAUUCAGGAGAAAGGAACCAACUUCCAGCUCAUGGAAAACAUUCAAAGGUUCCAAGCAGCUAUUAAAAAGUACGGAGUUCCGGAGGAAGAAAUUUUCCAGACUGCCGAUCUUUUUGAGAGGCGUAACAUUCCUCAAGUCACUCUGUGCUUGUACGCUUUGGGAAGAAUUACUCAAAAACAUCCGGAAUGGACUGGCCCACAAUUAGGGCCCAAGAUGGCGGAUAAAAAUGAAAGGACCUUCACAGAGGAACAGCUUAGGGCACAUAACGCUGAACUUAACCUUCAAAUGGGCUACAACAAAGGGGCUUCUCAGUCCGGACUCGGUAGCUUCGGUAACACCCGUCAUAUGUAAUUUAUAAUUUACGUUAUUAAUUACAUGUCAACACCAUGCCAAAACCUACAGGGUGUUAAAAAUCAACAUCGAUUAAUACAGAAUAUCAGUAUUUUUAAGUUUAGCAAAUUCAUUAGUAUCUCUAUUUUUAUAUCAGGGUUAAGUUUUUUCAAUUUAAAAUGUAGUUUUUAUGUUGCUUGACGAAUGUUUGUUAUUAACUUUAUUUUAUUUGAUUUGCUUUCUUAUGAAUCUGGGUUUAAACGCGAAGUUAAACAUUAGAUUAUAUUUUUGUGAAAGAAUUACAAAUUAUAUUUAGCUAAGACAUUUUUACCUGACUAAUAUAAUUUUGUACAUAAUAUUUUAUAUUUAAUAAAAAAUCUUUUUUUUCUUA
Maniola jurtina (meadow brown) is the source of this 991-nucleotide messenger RNA. RefSeq names its product myophilin. The record is from RefSeq and is a predicted model, not a curated record. Lineage: Eukaryota; Metazoa; Arthropoda; Insecta; Lepidoptera; Nymphalidae. Gene Ontology annotation, biological process: actomyosin structure organization. Bases 112 to 621 code for a protein of 169 amino acids. Gene Ontology annotation, molecular function: actin binding. The transcript has 4 exons.